Molecule: messenger RNA, 1593 nt
Organism: Phanerochaete carnosa HHB-10118-sp
Lineage: Eukaryota; Fungi; Basidiomycota; Agaricomycetes; Polyporales; Phanerochaetaceae
Exons: 6
Coding region: 169-1410 (413 amino acids)
Biological process (GO): amino acid transmembrane transport
Cellular component (GO): vacuolar membrane
Molecular function (GO): amino acid transmembrane transporter activity
Source: RefSeq, a predicted model, not a curated record
GCAACAAGAUCAAGUUCGCCUACUGUUAUACAUGAAAAGCCCGCAGAGCCUGCCAACCAUGGUGCCAAGGACGCGGAGAAGAGCGGCGCAUCUGCAAGGGUGGUUGACCCAACGAACAGCUUUGAUGUCUACGGGAACGAGGAUGGCGCUGAGAUCCAGUACCGGACCAUGGUCUGGUGGAAAGCCGCAGCACUGAUGCUGGCGGAGACCGUUUCCCUUGGCAUUCUCUCCAUUCCCUCCGCCUUUGCCAGCCUCGGCAUGGUUGCAGGCGUCAUCCUCGUCCUCUUCCUCGGCACCCUCGCCACAGCGACAGGCUAUGUCAUCGGCCAGUUCAAGCUGCGCUACCCGCACGUGCACAACAUGGCUGACGCGGGCUACAUUCUCGCCGGCCCCAUCGGCCGCGAGGUGCUCGGUGCCGCACAGGUCAUCUUCAUGACCUUCGUCUGUGGUUCGCACGUCCUCACAGGCCUCAUCGCCUUUGACACCAUCACUGCCGGCGCGUCGUGCUCCGUGCUCUGGGCGGGCGUCUCAGCCAUCAUUUGUCUGGUGCUCACUAUACCACGCACGCUCAAUGGCAUCUCGUACCUCAGCGUCGCGUCCUUCAUCUCCAUUAUGGCCGCCAUUCUCAUUACUAUGAUUGGCGUCGGCAUCAUUGGACACCAGGCGCCCGUCAAGGUGACUUCCAACCUCAACUUCGCACAGGGCUUCUUGGCCGUGACAGACAUCAUCUUUGCGUACGCGGGCCACGUUGCGUUCUUCACCUUCAUCGCCGAGAUGAAGGAGCCGCAGGACUUCCCCAAGGCCCUGUACGCGCUCCAAAUCGCGGAUACGACGCUCUACCUCGUUGUCGGCGUCGUCGUCUACGCAUUUACUGGUGACAAGGCCGUGUCGCCCGCGCUCGGCAACACGGGCACGCUCCUCCGCAAGGUCGCCUAUGGCAUCGCCCUGCCCACGAUCAUGAUCGCGGGCGUCAUCAACGGGCACGUCUGUGCCAAGCUCGUCUUCGUCCGGAUCUUCCGCCGGAACGGCGUGCACUCGAAGCACAUGACGUCGCACUCGUUCGUCGGCUGGGCGACGUGGCUCGCGAUCUGCCUCGUGAUCUGGACGCUCGCGUUCGUGAUCGCGGAGGUGAUCCCGUUCUUCAACGACCUGCUCAGCGUCAUCUCCGCGCUCUUCGCGAGCUGGUUCACGUACGGCAUCUCGGGCAUCUUCUGGUUCCACCUCACGCCCAAGGCGGACCGCUGGACGACCCCGCGGCAGAAGGCCAAGACCGUCUUCUGGGCCCUCGUCGUCCUCUCCGGAGUCUUCAUCAUGAUCGCCGGGCUGUAUUCGAGCAUUUGGAGCAUCAUCCAGGGCUACGAAAAUGGCACCUUCCCCUCGCCCUUCAGCUGCACCAGCCGGGCACUGUAAAUGUGUUCUGCGGCAAGCUUUUUCACGACUCUCAAUCGCAAGUCUGCACCACGACGAUACCCUAUUCCAUCCCGCCCUCGCACAAAAUACGUCUGUUCCAUGGCUUCACGUUGGGAAUGCGCAUGUAUAUAUGCAGGCGCAUGGGUGUAAACCAUAACAUGUAACACUAAUAUACCAUAAUCU